AGGUUUCCGCCCUGCAAUGGCAGUAGCUGCCUGGUUGCGCUCGUCAUCGUUCUUGGAGCCAUUUACGCGUACUACCCAAUGUCAUGGAAGCGACCUGAUAACAGAGGCCUGAACAACAGAAACGAAUCUAGUAGUGCGAUCGAUCCCCGGUUCAGCGCUGGAACGAAAUUCAUAACUAUGUCAACGCCUGGUCGCUUGGGAAACCAAAUGAGCGGCUACGCUUCGACGUACGCAAUGGCAAAGAUGACCAACCGGCAAGGAAUCAUCGCGUCGAGGAUGUACAAGACCUUGUCAAGGUACUUCCGCAUCACACUCCCAGUCAUAUUAAAUAAGACCACGUUGGAGUGCGACGUACGACAGGCGAAUGACUGGAUGUCUGAAAAGCACUAUCACUUGAGUGAUCCCUGUGUCGAAUUCACCGGCCACUACGAGUCCUGGACGUUUUUCCACCAUGCGAGAGAAGACAUCAUCAGGGAAUUCACUUUUCACUAUUCCUACAGAUUGCAAGCGUGGAGAACGCUGAGCGAGCUUCGAGGUAACCGGACGCGACCUACUUACGUAGGUGUCCACGUCCGCCGUGGCGAUGACAUCGACACCUGGGUGUCAUUGCGGGACAUUGGAGCAGACAACGGUUACCUCCAGCGAGCCAUGGGUUAUUUUCGGGGCCGUUACGCGGAAGUAGUAUUCGUGGUUGUCAGCAAUGCCAUGUUGUGGUGUAAAAAGAACAUAGGCAAUUCCCGCGGUGACGUCUAUUUUGUGGGAAAUGGCGACAAGUUUAAUCCUGGCAGAGACCUCGCAUUGCUGGUUCACUGCAAUCAUACAAUCAUUACUCUCGGGAUGUUCGGUUUCUGGGGAGGUUACCUUGCCGGAGGAGAAGUUACUUAUCUGGCAAACCACACACUUCCUCAUUCGAACUGCAAAAGAGACAAGCCAGCAUCGAAGCAGCGCUUACCGCAGUGGAUCCCGAUACCAGCCAGUAUUUAUGAUCUUCGAAACCACUCAGCAAGCCGCCGCGAAUGUCACCGGCAUCGUUACAGACGGCACAGGAAAGAAUUGAGGACUCGGACUGGAGCGCUGAAGCAGAAGAUGCGUAACUUUUCCCGUAAACCGAUGAAAAGCUCUACCGUGUUGCAUGUAUCAGCUUAAUGCACUGCUAUGGAAAAUUAACUUCCAUUUAUAUUGAUAUGUUCUGUAAUACAAUAUCAUAAAGUGUCGUC
This is a messenger RNA of Ornithodoros turicata, 1217 nucleotides long. RefSeq names its product galactoside alpha-(1,2)-fucosyltransferase 2-like. Gene Ontology annotation, molecular function: galactoside 2-alpha-L-fucosyltransferase activity. The transcript has 3 exons. Gene Ontology annotation, cellular component: membrane. The coding region runs from base 79 to 1146 and encodes 355 amino acids. The record is from RefSeq and is a predicted model, not a curated record. Gene Ontology annotation, biological process: carbohydrate metabolic process. Lineage: Eukaryota; Metazoa; Arthropoda; Arachnida; Ixodida; Argasidae.